AUGAGAACCACCCCCACAGAGGUGCUAGAAGUAGCACUCUGCGUUCCACCACUGGACAGAAUCAUCAUUUGUAUAGCCAGACUCACGGCCUAUAGGCUAAAAUGCCAAAGCGAGUGGAGAGGUGGAGGAAGACAAAUGGGACUAGAGCUACUCCAAGAAAGCCCCUUCACUCUAAGACAGGAUAGGAUCCCAAAAAAGUACCAGUUGGAUAGGAACUUUAAAGUUCAAAUACCAACAAGGGACGAGUGGAAAACUAUCAGGCUUCCCAUACAUCCAAACACGGACAUCUGGUACACAGACGGGUCGGGGGCGAAUGGUCGCUUUGGAGCGGGCUUCUAUUGCCAGAAGUUUGAUCAAAGGGUAACUAUACCUAUGGAUGAAUGGGCCACAGUAUUUCAGGCGGAAGUGCUUGCCAUACUGAAAUGCGUCAAAAUCCAAAUUGCACAAGACGUAAAAGAUAGGAGCAUUCUUAUCUGCUCGGAUAGCAGAGCAGCGUUAGGCGCGCUCGAAGGAACCACCACUGAAUCAUCAGUGGUAUGGGACUGCAAGCAGGCACUAAAUAAAUUGGGAGAAACUAACAAAGUCACCAUCAUAUGGAUCCCUGGACACAGGGGACUACAUGGCAAUGAAGUAGCGGAUGGCCUUGCAAAACUGGGUACUCUGGAGGACCCGCUUGAGCAGGAGAUGGGCAUUCCCUUCGCCGUUGGUAAAGAGUAUAUCAAGAAAAGCCUAGAAAAGGAGCAUCUGGACUCAUGGGAACGAGGACAAGGCUGCCGGCGGGCUAAACUCCUGAUUGAAAAACCAUCGAAAAGUAGGGCCCGUGAACUACUGACGAUGAACAAAAAGAAAUUGAGGCUCGCAAUUAAGCUCCUUACGGGACAUAUGGCCUUAAGAGCACAUCUAUACAACCUGAAAAUGGCUGAGCCAAAAAAUUGCCGGCUAUGCGGGGAAGAAGAGGACAGCAUCCACAUCCUGUGUCGUUGCCCCCUAUUAGCAAUAAGAAGAUACAGAUCCUGGGGGCAGAUGUUCUCAGAACCCAAAGAUCUAAAAGAAAUGAGGAUCAACAAACUAUGUGGCCUGGUAAAUAACACCGGGCUAGACCAAUAG
Molecule: messenger RNA, 1107 nt
Organism: Odontomachus brunneus
Lineage: Eukaryota; Metazoa; Arthropoda; Insecta; Hymenoptera; Formicidae
Exons: 1
Coding region: 1-1107 (368 amino acids)
Molecular function (GO): nucleic acid binding; RNA-DNA hybrid ribonuclease activity
Source: RefSeq, a predicted model, not a curated record